AUGUCCCAGUAUGCGAGCUCAUCUACGUGGACGAGCUUUUUGAAGUCGAUUGCAUCUUUCAAUGGCGAUUUGUCGACUUUGACAGCUCCUCCGUUCAUUAUAUCCCCUACUUCGCUGUCUGAAUACUCGCAGUACUGGGCAGAGCAUCCGGACUUGUUUUUGGCACCAGCGUUCAUUCAGAAAGCCGACAACGAAGGUACUUCGGCAGAGAUGUUGCGUAUGGUAGCAGUAACAAAAUGGUUUAUUUCGACGUUGAAGUCGCAAUACUGUUCGCGCAACGAACAGAUGGGGUCUGAGAAAAAACCUUUGAACCCAUUUUUGGGCGAGCUGUUUGUGGGAAAAUGGGAGAACAAAGAGAAUCCAGCUUUUGGCGAGACCGUUUUGCUAAGCGAACAAGUCUCUCACCAUCCGCCUGUGACCGCGUACACGAUUUUUAACGACAAGAACAAGGUCAAAUUGCAAGGCUACAACCGAGUCAAGGCCUCUCUGGCAACCGCGACUGUUAGUGUGCGUCAAUUUGGACAUGCAUUGCUCGAAUUUGAAAACUUGAACGAGGACUACCUUAUAACGUUGCCUCCCUUGCACAUCGAAGGCAUGCUUGUGGCAUCUCCCUUUGUAGAACUCGACGGUAAAGCGUACAUCCAGUCGUCUAGUGGCCUGUUCUCCGUCGUUGAGUUUUCAGGCAGAGGCUAUUUUUCCGGAAAGAAGAACUCUUUCAAGGCAAGAAUCUUCAAAGGCCAGAGCGACUCGAAGGACAAGGAAAAAGCGGUGUAUACAAUAAGUGGCCAGUGGUCUGGCACCUCUACGAUAAACAAGGGUAAAUCCAAGAAGAGCGAGCAACUCUUCUACGACGCCGCCCAGGUGAAAGCGGAACAUCUUUACGUGAAACCCAUCGAGAAGCAGCACGCUUUGGAGAGCAGAAAGGCUUGGCAAAAAGUCGCUGAGGCCAUCAAGCUCGGCGAUUUUGGACUAAUUGACCAGGAGAAAUCCACUCUUGAACAAGCUCAGAGAGAACUUAGAAAGGAGGAAGAAGCAAAGGGCAUCAACUGGCAAAGAAGGUGGUUUGUCGACGAGGACUACACCGACGGCAAGCAAGACAAAUUCACAAAGCUCGCCACGAUGGCCAAUUUGUCUACCAGAGAAGUGCCUAGUGGAACAAUUACCGGAGACAAGGCAGACAAGAAAGACGGGCCUUCCAUGCAUUGGAGAUUCAUCAGAAAGCAAUGGGACGAAGAAAAGGAAAUCACCUUGUAA
Molecule: messenger RNA, 1254 nt
Organism: Lachancea mirantina
Lineage: Eukaryota; Fungi; Ascomycota; Saccharomycetes; Saccharomycetales; Saccharomycetaceae
Source: the annotation of a GenBank genome assembly